AGCCAUCCUGCAAAGAACAACAAGGAAGAUUGUAACAUCCCUAAAGACUACAAUGGCCGACGUUGAGAAGCAAACUUGUGCGUGUGGUGGUGAGGUUACGCAGUGUUCCUGCGCUCCUGGAAAGUGCAACUGCGCUUCCUGUUCCAAGCCUGGUCCUCAUGACCAGGCUCAGACCUGUGGAUGUGGUGGUGAUGUGAAGCAGUGCUCUUGCGAGCCUGGAAAGUGCAGUUGUUCGUCUUGCUCCAAGCCUGGUCCCCACGACGAGGCCCAGACUUGUGGAUGCAGCGGUGAUGUGAAGGAGUGCACGUGCGAACCCGGAAAGUGCUCCUGCGCAUCCUGCGCCAAGCUCGGCCCUCACAACGCCCAAACUGCUCCCCGCAAGCUUACCGAAGCUCAGACCUGCGGUUGUGGAGGUGCCGUGACUGCCUGCACCUGCGAGCCUGGCAAGUGCUCUUGUGCGUCCUGCGCGAAGGAGGGACCCAAGUCUAGCGGCGUUGCUACGUGCUCUUGCGGAAAGUGCCCUGCUGGUCAGUGCUCUUGCUCUCGUGCUGCCACCGAGAACGCGCCUGUGAGCGGAUCUGCAUGUGCUUGUGGUCUUCGUGCCUCUGGCGCGUGCACCUGUGGUGGGGAGUCCGGAAAGGCCUGUUGCGGUGGAAAGGGACAGUCAGCGAGCUGCAGUGGUCCUAGGUGUAGCUGUGGUGAGAAGCCCGCUCAGGCUUGUGCGUGCUCCAAGGCUACUUCCGAGAACACUGCUUUGUCGCCUGAGGAGUCUUGUGCAUGCGGUGCCAGGGCCAAGGGUCAGUGCAACUGCAAGAUGGCUGCAGAGGGUGUUGUCGGCUCAUCCGGCAAGUGUGUUGGGUGUGGUAUGGAGGGUGGUGCUCACUCUUCCGAGUGCGCAUGCGCUGCUUAAGAGUGGUGGAUGCGGCCGAGUACCGUGGUGGUUAUAUUGUUCUUCACUUAUUCAUUCACUCGUUGAUUAAUCCAUUAAUACAAUCGUAUCGUUAUUCGUUAGAAUGAGGAAAACCGCAGGUUAUUCAUCGUAUAAGCCCCAGGCUAGCAUUCACCUUGACGUGAAU
Molecule: messenger RNA, 1076 nt
Organism: Saitoella complicata NRRL Y-17804
Lineage: Eukaryota; Fungi; Ascomycota; Saitoellomycetes; Saitoellales; Saitoellaceae
Exons: 4
Coding region: 53-910 (285 amino acids)
Source: RefSeq, a predicted model, not a curated record